Bursaphelenchus okinawaensis is the source of this 252-nucleotide messenger RNA. The record is from the annotation of a GenBank genome assembly. NCBI's taxonomy places the organism in Eukaryota, Metazoa, Nematoda, Chromadorea, Rhabditida, Aphelenchoididae.
AUGUGGGCCCGAGAACCAGGCCCAAACCAAGACCUCAGAGACCCAAACGAAGGUCCUAGUGAACCAAACCAAAGCCUCAGGGACCCAAAUCAAGGUCCCAUAGACCCAACCCAAGGCCCUAGAGACCCAAACCAAGGCCCCAAAGACCUAAACCAACCCUCAUGGACCCAAACUAAGGCUCCAAAAUUUGAAAGAAGCCGUGACGGACCGACACAUGUGAGCCCGAGGGGUAAUAAAGGCCCGGCCUUAUAA